This is a messenger RNA of Mya arenaria, 2442 nucleotides long. RefSeq names its product ubiquitin carboxyl-terminal hydrolase MINDY-3-like. Gene Ontology annotation, molecular function: K48-linked deubiquitinase activity; cysteine-type deubiquitinase activity. The transcript has 12 exons. The record is from RefSeq and is a predicted model, not a curated record. Lineage: Eukaryota; Metazoa; Mollusca; Bivalvia; Myida; Myidae. Bases 65 to 1441 code for a protein of 458 amino acids. Gene Ontology annotation, biological process: protein K48-linked deubiquitination.
UAUGUGGUCUGCUACUUAAUUUCAGAAAAUGUAAAUUGCAAGCAAACUUAAACAUUUCAAAGCGAUGGCAGAAAUGAAUAACAAACUGGACAAUGGUACUUUGUCAGAAAUAAAGUCGCUUCUUUGGGGAAAUGAUUUGAAGGAUGAAGUAUUUUCCAGAUGGACACAAGGUUUUGUGUUUGGCAGUGAUGAAAGGACGGCACUUGUACAGUAUGAAGGGGGUCCUUGUGCAGUUAUAGCUCCUGUCCAGGGAUUUGUUGUGAAGAAUGCACUAUUUGGUGAUAAACCCUGUAAGGAUCAUACACAAUUGUCAGAAAAUGAAAGUCUGGACUUGCUAGUACAAGCACUUUGUGAUAUUCUAGUCCUCAUCUCCACUAAUGGCUAUUCGGUUAUUAGCUUGGAGGAGGAGGAGGAGCCAGAAAACAACAAGAGUCAAUCAGAACUGAGCACUGAGUCAGCUGACUGCAACAAAAUUGAUAUGGACCAAUCAGAAGCAGGCCAGAGCUCUUGUAAAAGAUCCAAGCUUCAUGUAGAUCAAAAUGUCUUCCAUUCAAGAUUGAGGUGUACCAAGUGUGAAAGUGAAGCAUCUGUUCGGAAGUGUCUGCGGGAAAAUAUAUCUGCGUUCACAGGUCCUUCAGGCGUUCUACUAUAUCUCUACUCUAUAGUGCUAACUAAAGGUAUAGAACAGAUUCGCAAUGAAGUGGAAGAUCCUGGAGAACCACUUAUACACGGCCUUUUUGGACAUGGCACACAAAGUCUGAUAAACCUGCUCAUCACUGGUAAAGCUGUCACCAAUGUAUGGGAUAAUGAUAAGGACAUAUCUGGACUCAAACUACAAGGUGUAUCUCGAAGGUCUUGUAUAGGUUUCCUGUCUUAUAUGGAGCACCUUAGAUACUGUGAAGUAGGUUGGAAUCUGAAAAAUCCCAAAUACCCAAUCUGGUUGAUAGGAAGUGAGACCCAUCUGACUGUGCUCUUUUCCAAGGACACUAACCUGAUCAUCAAUGAAACAGCUCAGUCUGUAGCACGGAAAAUAUUCCAGAGGUUUGAUCCAGAAGGUAAUGGUUUCAUAGCAACAGUCUUGUUAGGAGAUCUUCUAGAAGCCCUGGAUCUGGUCUCAGAGAAGGAGUACGUGGAUAUUAUGGUAAGCAAACUGGAUGCAGAGAGUCUUGGGAUCAUAACACAGAACAGUUUCUUUGAAGAGUUUUACCCAGGGGAGACAACACCUUUGAUUCCGAAACGCUUCAAACUCUACCAUUACAAUGGCAUAGCCAGGUCAUGCUUGGGCAAUACGGUUCAGUACGCAGAGGGUGAGGCAGUCCUUCACGAUGAGAUAGAGGUCCAACUGGUCACUGAUACUUCGCCCAUAAAACUCUGCCUUCUUACUAAGUGGCCUACCAUUGAAUUGCAGUGGAAAAAUGAUCACAUACCCUCAAUGAACUAGGAUAUGGGGGAACUAGCUAGGAUCAUAUUAUAUAUUUAAUGAAUAAGGAUUUUCAUCUUUAACUUCAGAAAUACAAUUAUGUUGAAAAUGAAUUUUAGAAGAACUUAAUCUAGUGUAAAUAGUAGCACCUCCACCUGCUGACAAAGAAGCUAACUGUUGACUUAGAGUUGAUGAAUGAAACAUAUGAAUAUAUACCUUCAGCGAACUUACACAUAUGGUAGUACCUCUCAUUAAACAAUAGUGGCAUAUACAUGUAUAUUUCACAGAUCUAGGAACAAAUUGGCCUAUUGUUGAACUAAGGUAGAAACCUGAGCAUAAACCUUAUAAGGGGAUAUACAUGUACUCAUGUAUUCUAUAGAACUAGGAGAUUAUAAUAGGCAUUGUGUAUUUCCCUGAAGUAAGAACAUGUAUUUUUGUUGAAUACACCAAAGAUAAACAAAUUUAAAUGGCAAUUUAUUGAAUUGAAUUGUAAAUAUGAUCAUAAACCUUCAUUUUACUAGGACAUAAGACUGAGUUUUUCGUCUAUACUAGGAUAAAAAUACACAUGCAGAUUUCAUGACUACUUCACUAUUCCAAAUAUAUAAACUUUUUGAUUAUGAUAUAAAACUAUACCUUCUUCCAAAGUGGACUACUAUGGAAUUGAAGUGGACUAUGAAUGACUAUAAAUGAGUACAUUCUAGUAUUCAUUUGUGUGAAGAUAACAUAUCGCGGGCCUAUUUGUCAAUGAACUGCAUUGAAAACCAUACCUCUUGUAUUUUGGAACAAAAUAUAAAUGGUAAAAACUUCUAUCAAAAAUGACCACAUCCACGCUCACUGAACACGGAUAUAAACUAUAUAGUUUAUUGGACUUGGCGAUUUUGCCUUUCUUUGCGGUGUUCUUGUUCUAUUUUUGUUGUAAAAUCAAUUUUUUUGUAAUUAAUGCUCUUUUAGUGUUAUAUAAAUUUAAUGUUUCAUACAUUUUAAAAUUGUUGUUUUCUGAAUAAAACGAUGGCAGUACACGG